AUGGAUGUACGGCGUAGAACCCCGCUUAGAGCAAUGCGGCCAAAGGAGCCCAAAACAGGCACAAACUCUACGGCCGCAUUAAGAAAUUAUAUGCAUUCCCCCAAACGCCCAGCUGCGGAGCGGCGCAACUUGCCACCGCUGCCAAAGGUGAGGGAUGCUCAGAGACAACAACAACAUCAAGAAGAAGAAGGAGAAACUCAUGACAGACGAUAUUCCGUUUCCUCUUUGGAGCCACUACAGCCAUUGCAGAGAGAUGUGCAACAUACAUCAGGUGCUCUAUUACAACAACAACAACAACAACAACAACAACCUCGUAUAUCGAGUGGAGUUAAAAAGAAUGAAAAGGCAAAAAAUGUGAGUGAAAGAGCUGGAAUGCAAAAGCUUCAUAUUCGUCGUUCUGUUCCCCUACCACACUCUGUAAAAACACAAGAGCCAAUUAUCAAUUGUGAUACUUCUGCAACAAGAAUAACAACACCCCAGCGUACAUUUACAUUUACCGAUGAUGAUCAGAUAAAAUUUAAUCGUUCUCUUGAAAUUCUAAACACUAUGAUGAGUGUUGAAUCUAAAAAUGUGGAUGCUCGAGCGUGGGUAACACGUUUUGUUGAAGGCAAAUCUGAAGCACGUUUAAGCAAGGAACACCUAUUUCCUGUUUGGAUUCUUGUAUGCUCGGAUGCUGUUCUUGCCAUUGAUUUAAAUGGUACAUCAAAACACCGAAAUUACAGUUGGAUUUCUGAGUCUCAAUUCACUUAUUUUCCGCCUGAUGGGUGUAUUGUCUUUCCUCUCCAGGAUGUACUUGUGAAGGGAGAGGUAAAACUUCCGCAGAGUGCGGCAGAAGCUGCGGCAAUGCAGAUGCCAUUAUCGCAAGAAAUACGUUGGGGUGUUCCACUUGCGGUUUUAUUUUUAAACCCACACGAGUCCUUAUCUAUUGUGCGGGAUGUAUGCCAGACAUAUCUGCCAUCGUUUUUACAGACAAUAUAUGCAGAUGGGGUGCCGUUAAAAGGCCAUUGGGAACCACGCGAAGUUUCGAGAUUACAGCCGGGUAUUAUACCGCUUGCGAAAACUGUCUCGGAUGCCAUUUAUUCCUGCAUGUCAACUGCAGGGGUGGGGACUUUUGCGGGUGAGGGGAACCGACUGCGAGAGAUAGAGCCACGUGAUGUAUCGAGUCCUCUUAGAAGAGACGAUUUCACUCCAGAGAAGAAGAAAGAGGAAGAGGAACAACAGAAAGAACAAGAAGAACAAGAAAAAGAAAAAGAACAACAACAACAGCAGGAGGGAAGAUCAUUGGGUGAGGUGCGUGAAUGGUGUAGUCCAUGGGAGAGUAGCGGGAAGCAACUUAUCUACACUGCACGGCUGUAUGCAUCCGGUACGGUGCCAUUAUCUUCAGCAUCCACAAUGGUGUGCCAUGCUGUGCUUGUGUUAACUCCGCGAGGGCCGUUGGAACUCAUUGUAGAGCCACCCACAAUGAGAGUAACUGUUAAAGAUGUGAAGAAAAGUCUUCUGCGUUCCGGACUGGGUCGUUCUCUGCGUCUACAACAGGAUGCGGUGGGUUUUAUCUACGCCCCAUCUACACCUGUAUUGGAGGAAGACGCUGUCAUUGAUGUUCGCUACGCAGUGCUACGUCUACAAACACAAAAUUAA
This is a messenger RNA of Trypanosoma theileri, 1638 nucleotides long. RefSeq lists its product as uncharacterized. Bases 1 to 1638 code for a protein of 545 amino acids. The transcript has a single exon. The record is from RefSeq and is a predicted model, not a curated record. NCBI's taxonomy places the organism in Eukaryota, Euglenozoa, Kinetoplastea, Trypanosomatida, Trypanosomatidae.